UUUGCAAGGGAGGUACCAAAAGCAAUUGUCAUUUGUGAGAAAAUGAUCAACACAUUGAUCUUUGUUUUGUGUUUAGUGAUAGGUGGUGCAAGCCCUACAGUUCACUGUAUUCAAGAUACACUUAAGGGGGAUAAGAAAUUGGAAGAACAACUAAAACUCGUUGACAAGUCUCCUAUCAAAACUAUUCAUACAAAGUAUGGAGAUAUUGUUGAUUGUAUUGAUAUUAACAAACAAUCAGCAUUUGAUCAUCCUCUAUUAAAGGAUCAUGAAUUACAGAGAGAACCAAGUUUUCAAAAGCCAACCGAAAAAUCAAGUACGAAUAAUUUACCCAAUAGAUCCAUAUUUGGACAUGAUGGAAAUCAAUGUUCAAAAGGAACGGUUCCUAUUCGGAGAACAAAAAUUGAAGAUCUCAUUCGCCAACAAAGUUUAUUAAAUAGUAGUAUUUUUGUUCAAGGUAUCCCUGGUGUUCACCUUGCAGAAAUAGCUCUUUCUUCAAAAUAUGGUCCAUUCUAUGGAGUUAAAGGACGAAAUAGCGUUUAUAAACCGUUCGUCACUAAGGGUCAAAUAUCACUUUCUCAUUUAUGGGUUCAAAACGGACCUGUAGAAACUAACGACAAAAUCAGUCUCGGUUGGCAUGUGUGUCCGGAGUUGUACGGUGACUAUGAAUCCCAUUUAUAUGCAUCAUGGACGAGAGACAAUUACCAUAAGACGGGAUGCUACAAUCUUGUCUGUCCAGGUUUUGUUCAGACUCAUGAUGCUAUUUAUCUGGGUGAACCUUUUACAAUUGUAUCUUCUUAUGGUGGACCAACUUUUGAUUUUCUCACUUCUAUUACUCGGGAUCCAUUGACCAAAAACUGGUGGCUACGAGUGAAAAAUCAUUAUAUCGGAUAUUAUCCUGCCGAAUUGUUCUCGAACAUGACUACGGCAAAUAAAGUAGGAUGGGGUGGAAGGACAGUAACUCCUCAUGGUACUCUUAGUCCUCCGAUGGGAUCUGGACAUUUUUCUGUAUUGGACUUUAAUCAUGCAAGUUAUUUUAGGCUAAUAGCUUAUAGAAAUACGUCAAAAAAAAGUUAUGGACCUAAACACUACCAACUAGAAAAAUAUGUCGAUAAACCUGAUUGUUAUAAUCUUUUUUACUAUGAUAAUCUUCGAGAAAACCUUCAGAAUUCUAUAUUUUAUGGAGGACCAGGUGGUAAUUGUGGUGAUUGAUUAAUUGUCUUUUUGAUAUGA
Molecule: messenger RNA, 1230 nt
Organism: Vigna unguiculata (cowpea)
Lineage: Eukaryota; Viridiplantae; Streptophyta; Magnoliopsida; Fabales; Fabaceae
Product: protein neprosin-like
Source: RefSeq, a predicted model, not a curated record